CUUUCCAGUAAGGGGGCAUCUUUGCUGUAGUAAGGGUUUUCCAGUUAAUCAUACAAGCUAAUGGUGAGAUCAGUCCUUAUAAACAGGUUCAGCGCGGCGAGAAGCUCAGUCAUUCUCAAACCUCGGAAUAUCAGCUCCAAAAGCAACGAAGGCAACGAUAAUGUGGAUUUACAAGGUUCUGCUAUGCGUGGCUUUUGUAGUUUACUCAGAAAGCAAGAGGAACUUCCUCCAGGAUUACCAGAAGACUGACGGGGUGCAUCUGGUCCCCCGCCUGGCCAGACUGGAUGGCUCCUAUCAGAACAAGAGCAGGGUCCUCAGCGUGGUUAAGUGCGCCCGGAGGUGCAGCCGCAAUAAGAAGAUGCGCUUUACUUGCAGAGCAUUCUACUUUGACCAGAAAAACAGGAGAUGCCACUGGCUCUCCUAUGAUAGCUACACCCCCGGAAUUCAGACAGUCCACGACUUCAACUUCGACCUCUAUGAGAAGAAAGACUAUGUCAAACAGUGCAUCAUCGGGACCGGCCUGAACUACAAGGGGAAGAGAUCCAUCACGAAGAGUGGGGUCAGGUGCCAAGCUUGGGCCUCCACGAUGCCGCACGAUCACAACUUCCUGCCUACGAGGAACAAGAAGAAGGACCUUCAGGAGAACUACUGCAGGAAUCCCGACAAUGAGACCACAGGGCCGUGGUGUUUCACCACCGACCCCGAACUCCGGCACCAGAGCUGUGACAUCCCCCAGUGCUCUGAAGUGGAAUGUAUGAAGUGCAAUGGGGAAGGGUACAGAGGCCCCAUGGACCACACAGAGAGCGGGAAGGAGUGCCAGAGAUGGGAUCUGAUGGAGCCUCACAAACACCCCUUCCACCCCAAAAGGUACCCGGACAAGGGCCUGAACGACAACUUCUGCCGCAACCCCAACAACCGUCUACGGCCGUGGUGCUACACAGUCGACCCCAAGACCCCCUGGGAGUACUGCGACAUUAAAGCAUGCGACUCGGACGGCAAGGCUGACGUUGAUGUGACAACAGAGUGUUUCCGUGGUCAGGGGGAGAAGUACCGCGGCACGGUGUCCGUGACGCCCAGCGGGGUGCAGUGUCAGCGCUGGGACUCGCAGUUCCCCCACAACCACUCCUACAGUCCCCAGAACUACAAGUGCAAAGAUCUGAGGGAGAAUUACUGCAGGAACCCGGACGGGGCCGACCUGCCCUGGUGCUUCACCACUGACCCCAAUGUGCGCAUGGCCUUCUGCACCAACAUCCCCCGGUGCGGGGCCCAGGUCCCGGAGACGGGGGAAUGCUAUGAGGACAAUGGUGAAAAGUACAGGGGCCGACUGUCCAAGACAAGGUCUGGCAUUCCUUGCGGGUUUUGGGAGGACCAUAGUAAAAGCGGGAACAUCGAUGCCUCAGUGCUGGCCGCCGGGCUGGAGAGUAACUUCUGCAGAAACCCAGACAAGGACAAACACGGGCCUUGGUGCUACACCAACAGUUCGUCCAUUCCCUGGGACUACUGCCUGAUUAAGCCCUGUAAACCGUCACCGAAUAUGCUUCCUUCAAAGAGUGACACGUCAAAGGUGUCCUGUUUUGUUCACAAAACAACGAGGAUUGUGGGUGGAGCUCCGGUCAAGAUCAGCGAGGGGAGCUGGAUGGUCAGCAUUCAGAAAGGGAGCAUCCACUGGUGUGGCGGGUCGCUGGUGCGAGAGGAUUGGGUCCUGACUGACCGACAGUGUUUCUCAUCCUGCGUUCCUGACCUGACAGAGUACAGGGUUUGGAUGGGGCUCCUCCACCUCAACGACUCAGGCAGCGCGGCGUCCACCAAGCAGGAGCUGAGGAUCGCCCACGUCAUCUGCGGCCCGGAGGGAUCCAACCUGGCGCUCCUCAAGCUGUCCCAACCCGCACGGCUGGCAGGGAACGUGAGGAUCAUCCAGCUCCCCGUGGCGGGGUGUGCCAUGAAAGAAGGCGUCAACUGUACCAUGUAUGGAUGGGGUGAGACCAAAGGAACCGGACAUGAAGGCAUCCUGAAAGCAGUGCAGCUGCCGAUCGUCAGCAACGAGAGAUGCUACGAGUAUCACCGUGGUAACCUCCCCAUAACGGAGACCAAGAUCUGCGCCGGAGGCAAGAAGGACGAGGGCGUGUGCGAGAAAGACUACGGCGGGCCCCUGGUGUGCCAGGAGGGCGAGAGCAAAGUCAUCCUGGGUGUGAGCAUUCACGGGAGGGGGUGCGCCCGAGCCAACCGCCCGGGAGUCUUCAUCAACGUGCCCUUCUACACCCAGUGGAUCCACAAGGUUUUCCGAUACUACUCCAGGCUGGAGGAGAACCACUAGGGGGCGAGUUUCCCCACAGCGUGACUGACAGAUCAAAACUAAUAAUGACAUCUGUGAUGUUUAAGACUUGCUUUAAGAAAGCCAGUUUUAGUUUCUUCAGUGUUCCGUGUCCAGUCUUGGAAGGAACCCUCCAGACCUCCUGGACUUUCAUGUAUGGGGGAAAAAAGGGCUGAGGACAGAACGCUGUGAUGAAGAUUUCAGAUCGUUUUCUUUUUUUAAUUCAAAAUGCCAAACUGUGGUCAGCUUUCAGCCUUUGAUCAUUUUUUCUCUUAACAACAAGGUUUUGCAACCUUGAGGUUUGGUUAGCACAUGGACAUCAAGGCUGGCAUGAUUCAACACAAUAUUCCUGAAUUAUUUCCCUUCAAGAUCACAACUGGCAUAAAACCCUAGUAGUGUUUAGAGUUAAGUUAAGCAUCGUGCACAUAAUGUAUAAAUAACGCUAACUGUACUGACAGCAGUUAUGAUGGAUGACGGUAGCAUCAGUUAGAGUUUUUUUGGACUUGCUUGUUAAUCCUUAAAGUGUUGUCUCCUGAAAAUACUUGAAUCAUUUCAAAACCAAAAUACUCGAUCUCUCUGCGCCUCUACGGGGACAAGGUGUAUCUCACCAAGCCGGUUGGUUGGUUUCGGAUUUGAAGUUGUGGUGAAGCAGUGUUGUACAUACUGUAGGAUUAUGAGUGCAUUGCUGGCGCUCCGCAAUGUUUCGUAGGUCUUAUAGAUCUGUAUUAAGAAGAUGUUGUUGAUAUAAAAAAAAAAACAUCUAAAUGGCCUCUGUCCUUUUCAGUAUAAUUUCUCCUUUAUUGGAUUCGCCAUUCACUGUGUUAUGUGAUGCUGUCAGGGGAAGUUGUUGUAUGAAUUAUAUUUCUGCUACAUUUGACCAUAUUAACUUGUGAUAAAUGAUACACUUGGAUGCUCGAUGCUUAGAGCUGAAAGCCAGAUAAAGGUCAUAAAUCUUUCCUUUGUUAAGUGGGAACAAUUUAUGUGGAAUUUAUUGGUUAUUUCUGUAAAGAAAAUACUGAAAAGGAACAAGCCAGUAUGCAACUAUUAAGAGUGUAUAUUCCUGAAUGUAUUCUUUAUAUAUUUUUUUAUUAAUUCCGUCCUCUACAAAAAUGCAUGCAUGUGUACACAAGUAACUCAGUCAUUGUCCAAAGAAGACUGCACUGCUUUUUUGCAUUCUGCUGGUCAGAAUAUGGAGUUUGUUCAUGUGUGUAUAUAAUGAGCUUGGUAUUACUGAAACAGGCAGGACCUUACUGUUGGAGAAAUCAUCAAAGCGGAUGCGUAGGCACACAGCAGAUCGCCUGUUCCGGUUCUCCUAUUGUGUGCCGGUGUACCUCUCAGUAUGCAUUUCCUUUAUUCUUGGCCCUGAGUGUUGGCUAACUUCCAAAGUAAUCUAGCAGGGAAAUCAUUUCUCUAAACAUUGUCAGUUAUAACAAAUAGUUGCUGAAAGACAGGUCUGAAACGUUUGCUUUCUGAGUACACUUCGGUCAUUGCGCUGCAGACUGUAUUAAAAAUAAUAAAGCUGAAAUUAAGGUUGUUCCUACUUAUUCAUAUUUAUACAAAGACCCAAACAUAUACAUGAGUAGUUUGGAUGAAUUCAGAGAAACUGUCCGAUCUGCAGGGCAACAGGCACAGGAAUGUCAGUUUUAUCUUACCCUGUCAGUGUUUGUGCUCUGCCGGUUUGUGCAGAGUAACAUUUCUUAUUACAUUGGCAGUUUACCUGUGUAAUUAAACAUGGUUGUUCUGAAGAAAACCAGACAAUUUUUUCGAAUAGAGGGGAUGGAAGGAGAAUAAUAAUAAUUUUGAACAACCAAGAGUCAAGGGUUUUUUUUUUCUCAGAAGAGGUGUGGUGUGUGUCUGUUUGAAGGCACCAGGAAAACAGCCAACAGUGGAGGUAUUGAAGGAGGGAGGGGAUGAAUGAGAGCAGAGUGCUUUAAAGGUGACAGGGAGGAUAGGGUCCAGAGAGCGGACAGUUGGGUUGUGGGAGAGUGGGGGAAGGCAGGGUGAGGGAAGUGGAGCAUGGAGCCCCUAGUAGGGACAUAAAGACCCUACAUAUAUCAGCAACAUGGGCCUCACAGAGUUGUUUGCAGCGAAGGGAGGGAAGGUUCAGUGGAUGCAAGAGGUAGAGAGUAUGGAUCCGUGUCCUAGACUUGAAUUAUUGUCUGGAAGAAGAAUGUUUUAGCUGGAGUGAUGAGGAGAACCUUGCGAAUGGAACAGCGUGAUGGUGUUGAGAGAUUUUCUCCACCUCCAUACUAGCAUCAUCAUGGCAAAGAAUAAGUGCUCUUGCUUGCCUGGAUGGGAGAGGGCUAAUGACAGCGUAGAUGGUAGAUUGGAUGUAGCAAGGAAUGAACAGACAGGUGAGAGAAGGAAUCAAUGGAGGGAAGAGGAAACAACAUCACAGACCAGAAGUUAGUGGAAGACACCUUAGGAAGGUUGCCUUGUAAAGUGAUGGUGUGUGUAAUUACAUUUGGG
Messenger RNA from Megalops cyprinoides (Indo-Pacific tarpon), 4780 nucleotides. RefSeq names its product hepatocyte growth factor (gene hgfb). Gene Ontology annotation, molecular function: signaling receptor binding; serine-type endopeptidase activity. Lineage: Eukaryota; Metazoa; Chordata; Actinopteri; Elopiformes; Megalopidae. The transcript has 18 exons. The record is from RefSeq and is a predicted model, not a curated record. Gene Ontology annotation, biological process: proteolysis. Bases 161 to 2314 code for a protein of 717 amino acids.